AAGUCAAAGAUCCCUCCAGCCCACACCCAGGUCACCACCAAGGUCUUCCUCAAGAUCCUUGAAAUGAAAACACCAGGAGAACCCACCCCGCACCUUGCGCAGACCCUGGAGUGGCUGAGAAAGGAGCUGGCUGAGAUGCAGGUUCAAGACCAGCGGCUUCUGCUCACACUAAGGCAUCUUCACAGUGUCCUGGCAGAGCUGCAGGCCCAGAGCGCACACUGGGAUGAGGCCAGGUCCAGCAGAGGGGCAUCGCCCAUCCGGGCUCGAGCAGGCUCUGAAGGCAAAGCCUGCCAGCCCGUCUCCUUGAAGGGACUGGCCCUGAUCCUCCGAGGGGAAGAGAGCAGGCGAAGCUCCCUUCCUUAAGAGGCCAGAGAUGACACUUGCCUUGAACCUUCCUUCUACUAGUCUAAACUUUCCCUGCAAUGUUUGGAAGGACAGUCAUGAAGCCAGGGCUCUGGGUUUGUUUCCACCCUCAUCUGCUGUUUGUCUCUGAGCCCAUCACUCAUCCCCUUCCUCUGUGUCUCUGUCCCUUAUCACAAGUUUUUGGAGAAGUAUAAAUAAAGUACUGGU
This is a messenger RNA of Perognathus longimembris pacificus (Pacific pocket mouse), 570 nucleotides long. It is a transcript of the gene C6H20orf202, whose product is annotated as chromosome 6 C20orf202 homolog. The transcript is spliced from 2 exons. The coding region runs from base 64 to 363 and encodes 99 amino acids. The record is from RefSeq and is a predicted model, not a curated record. Lineage: Eukaryota; Metazoa; Chordata; Mammalia; Rodentia; Heteromyidae.